AUGGCGACUUCCACCUCCAUCAAGCUCGCGGACCACGAGACCCUGGUCACCCAAGACAACGCCGUGUGCUACAUCCUGUUUAGCCGCGAAAACUCCAAGGACUCCACGAAGCGCUACACGCAGACGGAUCUCCUUCCAUUCGGCUCCUCCGACACCGACGACACCUUCGUGGUGCCGCGUGCUGUGCCCAUUCCGACCGCCAUUGACGAGGCUGGAGAAUACAAGCCCUGGGUCCUUGACCAUGCCACCGGCAUCUGGGAGCGCGGCUUCACAACCUGGGGCCCACCGUCGCUCAUCUUGCGCGUCUUCUCCUACCGCGGCGAAUACAAACAGCAGCUAUUCUUCGGGAAGACGUGGAAGAAGUUCGAUCGCGCGGCCCUCAAGUUCGAUCUCAACGAUGAGGAGAUCGUCCGCAAGUACAACAAGUGGCUGGAGUACAUCUUCGAGACGUUUCAAACCGACCCCGGCGUUCAAGAAGUGAGCGACGUCCCUUGGAGCAAGAGGGAGCGACUCUGUCUGCGCCUGUGGACUAACGAGUACAUCCGAAAGGAGGGUCUCGUCGCAUGGGCUUCCCUCUUCGAAUGGGAUGAUGAAGUCUUCGGGCUCAACCUCUUCCUCCGAAAGUGUGGGUGCGACGGGCCUGGGCGCGUGUUGGCAGACAUCCUGAAGAUGUUUGGCCGCGACGACGUGAUCCGGAGGCGCUUCGAAGAUGCGCAGGCGGUUGAGCUUCGAGUCCGCCAGGGCAGGAAGUUCACUAGGAAGGAGCUGCACCCCAAGAGGUGGAUUCCAAUCCACGAGGCCUUGGAUGAUGAGAAGAUCGAGAUGACGGCGGAGGAUAGUGUACGUGUGAAGGACACAGAUGUUGCUGAGGAGGAAGAGGAGGACAACGAAAUCUUGGAACAAAAGAUUUCAGAGCAGCAGGAGGAAAACGCAGAGGCGGAGGAUGACGAGGACAUGGGGCAGACGAUGGGCCCGGUGUAG
Messenger RNA from Parastagonospora nodorum SN15, 981 nucleotides. RefSeq lists its product as hypothetical. The coding region runs from base 1 to 981 and encodes 326 amino acids. The record is from RefSeq and is a predicted model, not a curated record. NCBI's taxonomy places the organism in Eukaryota, Fungi, Ascomycota, Dothideomycetes, Pleosporales, Phaeosphaeriaceae. The transcript has a single exon.